Messenger RNA from Fopius arisanus, 1020 nucleotides. Its product is annotated as odorant receptor 24a-like. The transcript is spliced from 2 exons. The record is from RefSeq and is a predicted model, not a curated record. The coding region runs from base 1 to 1020 and encodes 339 amino acids. Gene Ontology annotation, biological process: detection of chemical stimulus involved in sensory perception of smell; sensory perception of smell. Lineage: Eukaryota; Metazoa; Arthropoda; Insecta; Hymenoptera; Braconidae. Gene Ontology annotation, cellular component: plasma membrane. Gene Ontology annotation, molecular function: olfactory receptor activity; odorant binding.
AUGACAAAAGGAAAUUGCGGUACAAUAACCGAAUUAGUAGACGCGAUAAGUCUCAUGACAACAAGUUUGAUGGCAGUCCUGAAGAUUCUCUUGCCCUGGAGCCACCGAAGACGAGUUGCUUCCCUCGUUAUUUCCGUAGUGCAAGACUGGUCUCAGGUUAACAGUAAAAAAUGCCAGGAGGUGAUGCUGAGGUACGCCUUCAUAGGUCGAGUGGUUUUCAUCGUGCAGAUGUCUGGGGCCUACAUGACGAUAAUUCCCCUCAUCCUGACGCGACUCCCCAGAUCUGUGGAGUUGAUAGAUGCUGAUAACAGGAGUCUAUUCCUGAGGAACAUACCGAUAGGUCCCAGAUGCUGGGUCUCCCUGGAGAUCUCCACCUUCACUUACUCCCUUUAUUACAUUUUUGUCUGCGUUCAUUUAUUUAUUCUGGCGACUUCGUAUCUCGGUGGUGAUGUCUUCGCUUUCGGUCUUGCCAUGCAUCUCUGUGGACAAUUUGAAUUACUGUACAGAAGUUUCGAGAAAUUCGAUGGCAACGAGACAUCAGUUAUUCAGCGGAAAAUCGUCUCGCAAUUCGCCAAAAGACAUAAUUCACUUCUCAAUCUAGCCGAUGACUUUGAAACUGCAUUCAGUCUGUUGAUCUUGUUUGAACUGGGGGCUAAUGCAUUUAUCAUCUCCAUUUCAGAAAUAAUUUUGCUCCGCGCCAUUAAAAUAGGAGACACUCAGAUCAUAUCAGCGAUGGCCAUCCGAAUUUACCUAAUGUACAUCCAAAUAUUCAUGUACAGUUACAUAGGCGAGCAUCUGUCAAGACAAGCGGAGAAAUUACAAGUGUCUAUUUACAGCAGUCGUUGGUACAAGUUGCCACCAAUUAUUGUAAGAGAUCUAAAAUUCAUUAUGAUGCGCAACAAUCACUUGUUCCAUUUAACCGCUGGUAAAAUCUGGAAUAUGGACUACCAGAAUUUCAAAUUUAUCGUCAAAUCCAUGUUCUCGUAUUUCUCAAUCCUCCGACUGAUGAUCAAGGAUUAA